UGGUGCAAAUUUUCCCGGGAAUAUUACGUACUAACCACAAUUUCGCGCCAAAUUCAUUGCAGCGGCACGACAAAGCUACAUCCUACAGAAGCUAAUCAACCAGAUUUAAUUUCUAGGACCUGUGAUCAUUCAGGAUGUCUUCACCAACAUCAACUCCCGGUGGAAGCAAGCGCAGCAGGGACAACAUUCCAGCCACUCCAAGCAGUGAUGGCCUGGUCUCUCCUCCUUCCCAGCGGCGACGAGGUCAGGACUCAUCCAACGGGGAUCUGCCAGCCAUGCCCACAUCUCCAGCCACAGAUAUUGCCAGCCCUGCAGUCCAUGACACCUCUCUGUUCUCCAGCCCACGUCGCUCAGUUCUCCCCAGUGAGGUGGACAUGAGCUCCCCUCUGAUGUAUGGGACCCCUAGCUCCAGGGUGGAGGGGACCCCCCGCAGUGGCGUGCGUGGCACCCCAGUCAGACAGCGCCCUGACCUGGGCUCCGUCAGGAAGGCCCCCCAGGUGGACCUCCUCUCCGAGCCGCCAAGUGCAGAUGGUGCAGUAGCCAGUGAGCAGGCAGCGGGACAGAAGUUGGUUAUCUGGGGCACUGAUGUCAAUGUGGGAACGUGCAAGGAGAAGUUUCAGCGAUUCCUGCAGAGGUUCAUUGACCCCACUUCUAAUGAGGAUGAGAAUGCUGGUUUGGACUUGAAUGAGCCUCUCUACAUGCAGAAGCUGGAGGAGAUCAGUGUGAUUGGUGAGCCUGUGCUGAAUGUCAACUGCAGCCAUGUGCAGUCCUUUGAUGCAGACCUGUACAGGCAGCUCAUCUCCUACCCCCAGGAAGUCAUACCUACAUUUGACAUGGCAGUCAAUGAGCUGUUCUUCGAACGUUUCCCAGACUCCAUCUUGGAACACCAGAUCCAGGUGCGGCCAUACAACGCCCUGAAGACCAGGAACAUGAGGAGCCUGAACCCUGAAGACAUUGAUCAGAUGAUCACUAUCAGCGGCAUGGUGAUCAGGACCUCCCAGCUGAUCCCAGAGAUGCAGGAGGCCUUCUUCCAGUGCCAGGUGUGUGCCUUCUCUACCCGCGUGGAGGUGGACCGUGGCCGCAUAGCAGAACCCGCAGUGUGCCGCAACUGUAACACCACCCACAGCCUGGCCCUCAUCCACAACCGCUCGGCCUUCUCCGACAAACAGAUGAUCAAAGUUCAGGAGUCUCCUGAUGACAUGCCUGCUGGGCAGACCCCUCACACCACCAUAGUGUAUGCUCACAACGACCUGGUCGACAAAGUACAGCCAGGAGACCGCAUCAACAUCACUGGUAUCUACAGAGCGGUGCCUAUGCGUGAGAACCCUCGCCAGAGCAACGUGAAGUCUGUGUACAAGACCCACAUCGACGUCAUCCACUUCCGUAAGACGGACGAGAAGCGCCUUCACGGGCUGGAUGAGGAUUCAGACCAGAAGCUUUUCACUGAGGAGCGCGUCCAGACACUGAAGGAGCUGGCCGCCAAACCAGACGUGUACGAGCGUCUCUCCUCCGCCCUGGCCCCCAGUAUCUACGAACAAGAGGACAUCAAGAAGGGUAUUCUUCUCCAGCUGUUCGGGGGCACCCGUAAAGACUUCAGCCAGACAGGCCGUGGUAACUUCCGUGCCGAGGUAAACAUCCUGCUCUGUGGAGACCCCGGUACCUCCAAGUCCCAGCUGCUGCAGUACGUGUUCAACCUGGUGCCCCGCGGCCAGUACACAUCUGGGAAGGGCUCCAGCGCCGUGGGCCUCACCGCCUACGUGAUGAAGGACCCAGAGACCAAGCAGCUGGUGCUGCAGACUGGGGCCCUGGUGCUCAGUGAUAACGGGAUAUGCUGUAUUGAUGAGUUUGACAAGAUGAGUGACAGCACACGCUCUGUGCUGCAUGAGGUCAUGGAGCAGCAGACUCUCUCCAUCGCCAAGGCUGGAAUUAUUUGCCAGCUCAAUGCGCGCACCUCCGUCCUGGCAGCAGCCAAUCCCGUGGAGUCUCAGUGGAACCCCAAGAAGACGACCAUCGAGAACAUCCAGCUCCCUCACACACUGCUCUCAAGAUUUGAUCUGAUCUUCCUGAUGCUGGAUCCUCAAGACGAGGCGUACGACCGUCGCCUGGCUCACCACCUGGUGGCGCUGUACUACCAGAGCGAGGAGCAGAUCGAGGAAGAGUUCCUGGACAUGGCAGUGCUGAAGGACUACAUUGCAUAUGCUCGCACCUACAUCAACCCCAGACUGAACGAAGAAGCCAGCCAGGCACUCAUUGAAGCAUAUGUGGACAUGAGGAAGAUUGGCAGCGGGCGGGGGAUGGUGUCUGCCUACCCCAGGCAGCUGGAGUCUCUGAUUCGACUGGCCGAGGCCCAUGCCAAGGUGCGCUUCUCUGACAAGGUGGAGACAAUUGAUGUGGAGGAGGCCAAGAGACUGCACCGUGAGGCCCUCAAGCAGUCUGCCACAGACCCCAGGACUGGCUUCGUGGACAUCUCCAUUCUCACAACUGGAAUGAGUGCCACGGCCCGUAAGCGUAAGGAGGAAGUGGCCCAGGCCCUGAAGAAAAUGAUCCAGUCCAGGGGAAAGACCCCUGCCAUGAAAUACCAGCAACUGUUUGAUGACCUCAGAGGACAGUCUGAAGCCGCAAUAACGAAGGACAUGUUUGAAGAGGCUCUGCGUGCCCUGGCAGAUGAAGACUAUCUGACCGUCACUGGAAAGACUGUUCGCCUGCUGUAAAGAAACACAGCUCUUCUGUCCUUGUACAGUCAUUCAAUUCACACUUAUUUCCCUGUAGCAACAGCUUUCUCUCUCUACAGAAUAAAUGUAAAAAAUGUUUGACCAUGUUAAUGUUUACUCCAAGUCAGGACUAGCUUUGUGAUUCCUGUUAGUGUGUGGUGGCUUUGAUAUGUUAUUAUGGUGAGCAAUAAAUAAAUGCUUUUGUAUGUCA
This is a messenger RNA of Coregonus clupeaformis (lake whitefish), 2922 nucleotides long. Its product is annotated as DNA replication licensing factor mcm4. Gene Ontology annotation, cellular component: MCM complex; nucleus. NCBI's taxonomy places the organism in Eukaryota, Metazoa, Chordata, Actinopteri, Salmoniformes, Salmonidae. Gene Ontology annotation, molecular function: single-stranded DNA binding; ATP hydrolysis activity; ATP binding. Bases 135 to 2711 code for a protein of 858 amino acids. The transcript is spliced from 17 exons. The record is from RefSeq and is a predicted model, not a curated record. Gene Ontology annotation, biological process: double-strand break repair via break-induced replication; DNA replication; mitotic DNA replication initiation.